AAAAAGGCCCCCGAUCGGCCCGUCUCAGUCGUUGCUGACAAUUUUUUGAGAUCAGCCACUCCUAAUUAACAUUCAAUACAUGCAUAAUAGGCAGUGUGAAACAAGAGCCUACUGCUAGUUCAAGUUACCGGUUCAAAUCACCUUUAUAUGACCUCAACUUGAAACUUUUUCAAGGAAUUAAUCUGAAUCGUUUCAUUCUACUUUUACUGUAAUGAAAUUAUGUAAUACAUAUUGAACAAUGUCCUUCAGUUUUGAUCUCUGAUUUUUUUUUUGUUAUUUGCAGAUUCCUUUUCAGAAUUAUUCUUUUCUUUAAAACUGUAGAUUAGGUAUACCAUAAUCCAUAGUAUACCAGUUGAAGUUAUCUUAUUAUUGAUUUUGAUGUUGAGGAGAAAUCAUGUCUAAUCAAAACACUAAAAGGAGAAGGUACCGAGCACAGUCAUCAAAUGAUGAAAGACAGCCACUACUGCGAGAUGAGCUGCAUGAUGGUGAGCAGGGUGGCGCGCCCGCCGCAGCGGCGCCCACCGGUCUGCGCGGCCUGCUGCGCUCCUCCGGCUACAGCCUGUACGUGCUGCUGCUGUUGCUUCUCACCUACCUGCUCAACCAGCUGGAUCGCUACAUGCUGGCCAUUGUUGCGCGGCCAUCGGCGCAGGAGAUCGAGUUUGGCGACAAGGGCUGCCUGCUCAAUGAGACGGUCAAGUCGACUCUGGAGGACGGCAACUGCACGGCCAUCACCACGGAGACGACCUGCACGAGCUUCGUUGACGCCGACGGCCACCACGGCUGCAAGUGGGACUACACGGGCACCGGAACCGAGUACAACCUGCUGGCCGGGCCCGUGUUCAUCCUGAUCUACACGUUCGCCGGCAUCCCCAUGGGCCUGGCCGCCGAUCUCUACAACAGAAAGCUGCUGCUGGCCGGAGCGCUCAUCCUCUGGUCCACCUGUACGUUCCUGACUGGCUUCGCCGAGGAGUACUGGGAACUGGCUGUGCUUCGAUUCGGCAUCGGAUUCGGAGAGGCCGGCUGCACGCCGUUCGCCACCUCGCUGCUGGCCGACUACUUUAUCCCCGAGCUGCGAGGCACUGCGCUGGGCGUCUACAACUGGGGCAUCUACUUCGGCUACUCCAUGGCCUAUGCCAUCGGCAACUUCAUCACGGAUGCCAACAUCAUGGACAUGGGCUGGCGGUGGUCCUACUUCAUCUCCGGCGGGCCCGGUAUCCUGCUCGGCAUCCUGAUGAUCUUCACAAUGAAGGAGCCGCAGCGGGCCGGUGUGACUGACGAGAGCCGCGCCGCGGCGCGCCAGAAGACCUUCGUUCAGCGUCUGCCAGAGAUGAUGCGGCUCUUCUUCCGACCGUCGCUGUUCCUGCUCUGCUUUGCUGGCGCCAUCAGGAACGCCGCCGGGUACGUGUGGUCGUACAGCACGCAGACGUUCUUCGAGGGCAUUGGGCAGACGUCCACCCAGAUCGGCGCCUACAUGUCCUGGAUCCCGCUGGUCGCCGGCUCCAUCGGUGUGGUGUUUGGCGGUUUCAUCUCUGACCGGGUGGUGAGCCGGGUCGGCCCCCACGGCCGCGUCUGGGUUAUCAUCAUCAGCCAACUGCUGGCGGCACCGUUCGUCUUCUGCGUGCUGUUCGUCGAGCCGCCCUGGGCCUACAUCAGCCUCAUCCCCGUCUACAUUAUCGGUGAGAUGUGGAUUCCGAUCACGCUGGCCGUUCUCGUGGAGCUGGUGCCGGCCGAGAUCCGCACGGCCGCCGUCGCCUUCUAUUUCUUCGUCAUCUCGAACGUCGGCGGCAACAUGCCGCUGCUGGUCGACCCCGUCAAGCAGGCCUUCAAGAACGCCGGCAACUCUGAGAUCGACGCGCUCCGAGACACGCUGUACCUGUUCUACCCUGGCGAGUACAUCCUGGGCGCGCUGCUCUAUCUGCUGGCACUGAUCUCGCUGCGCCGUGACCUGCGGAUCGCUCAGGAGGAGUCCGCUCGCGCCGGAUCCAUCCAGAAGGAUGGCGAGUCCAACGAGGGAUACGAACCGACCGCAGAGGAGACGUGAGCGACUGAAGGGACCGCAGAGAGCGCUCACUGAUAUGGGGGCGAGGGGGACGGCGGGAGAUGUGAUGUACGUCAAUGUAUCAGCUUACAUGUGAAUUAGGCGAUUGUUAGGGAUGCGGCGCCCCGUUCUGUACCUGUGGUGAAGAUAGAAGGCUCGUUGGUCAGAUUGAACCAAAGGUCUCAAACGCUAGGCAUGAAGCCUAGCCCGUGGAAUGCAACUGAACUAAAACAGUACACCGACAGACCAUGUCCGGCUUAUCGGUUCUUUGUUUUACUUUGUAACCUGCUCCCGUUCGAUGUUUGCUUGAAAGCUCUUGUUACUCCCGUUUACGUUAGCAAGUCGGUUAGCUAUAUGUUGGCUGUACUGACCUCGUAUUGACUGGUUGGCAGUCCCAUACUCAUGGCUUCAGUUUUACAUUGGACUUUUCUGUGACGCGCGUUUUGCGCCAGCAGUGUUCAUGUGUGUUCGUUGCUUUACGCGGCAAUGUCGAACGCAGUGCAAUGGGUAUUGCGAUGUACGCUGUGUUCGGCUGGUGAGCUGUGCUGUAUGCUUUACAUGCGAGAGUGUGCAAUGCUUGCAACUGUGUUCACUGUGCAUCACAAACACCUGCUCAUGCAUGGCCAGCCGCUCUGGAUGUGCAAUGCUAGCCGCAUUCGAAUCAGGUGGGCGGUGAUAACCCGACACACAUAUAUUUACAGUAUUGUUAUAUCAUUGUUGCGCGUUACCAUAUUAUAUAUCCUCUAUAUUGUGAUUAUAGAAUACAUGUAUGGAAUUUA
Molecule: messenger RNA, 2817 nt
Organism: Amphibalanus amphitrite
Lineage: Eukaryota; Metazoa; Arthropoda; Thecostraca; Balanomorpha; Balanidae
Product: MFS-type efflux pump MSMEG_3705-like
Exons: 11
Coding region: 395-2041 (548 amino acids)
Biological process (GO): transmembrane transport
Cellular component (GO): membrane
Molecular function (GO): transmembrane transporter activity
Source: RefSeq, a predicted model, not a curated record